Clarias gariepinus (North African catfish) is the source of this 1854-nucleotide messenger RNA. RefSeq names its product zinc finger protein 252-like. Bases 192 to 1673 code for a protein of 493 amino acids. Lineage: Eukaryota; Metazoa; Chordata; Actinopteri; Siluriformes; Clariidae. The record is from RefSeq and is a predicted model, not a curated record. The transcript is spliced from 2 exons.
AGAGCUGAAGACGUUGUGCCACUUGGACGGCCUAGUUAUCCAGCUAAGCUAAAACAAUCUCUACAUUUAGCUGUUUCUACCUGCAGUUUUACAGAGAAUCUUAAAUCAGUUCAAUUAAAAACAGCAUUUGGAGAGGAUUAACUCACUGAUCCUGAGAGAUAAAGAAGAACAAAAGACAUAUAAUUUCUACUAUGACAAAUCAAGAAGAAACUCAGACAGACCUUCACCACUGCUUAGAGUGUGGAAAGAGUUUUAGUCAAAAGAAGGGUCUCACAGCACACCAGCGCAUCCACAGACAAGACAAACCACAUCAGUGCUCACAGUGUGGAAAGAGUUUUGCUAACAUGAGAAAUUUGAAAGCACACCAGCACAUUCAUACAGGAGAGAAGAAGCCGUAUCAGUGCUCACAGUGUGAAAAGAGUUUCAGUUAUAAAUAUUGUCUCCAACAACAUCAGCGCACUCAUACAGGAGAGAAGCCCUAUCAGUGCUCACAGUGUGGAAAGAGUUUUACCCAAGGGAAGGUUCUCAAAGAACACCAGCUCAUCCACAGACAAGACAAACCACAUCAGUGCUCACAGUGUGGAAAGAGUUUCACUCAUAAAUAUAAUCUCAAGCAACAUCAGUGCAUUCACACAGGAGACAAACCGUUUCAUUGUUCACAGCGUGGGAAGAGUUUUAAUCAAAGGGCCUCUCUUCGAGAUCAUCAGCGUAUUCACACUGGGGAGAAGCCAUAUUACUGCUCAGAGUGUGGGAAGAGUUUUAGUAAUUUGAGCAAUUACCAACAACAUCAGCGCAUUCACACAGGAAACAAACCGUUUCACUGUUCACAGUGUGGAAAAAGUUUUAUUCAAAGCGGCACUCUUUUGAAACAUCAGCAUAUUCACACCGGGGAGAAGCCAUAUUACUGCUUAGAGUGUGCAAAGAGUUUUAGUCAAGAGAAGGAUCUCACAGCACACCAGCUCAUCCACAGACAAGACAAACCACAUCAAUGCUCACAGUGUGGAAAGAGUUUCAAUUAUAAAAGUGGUCUCCAAGAACAUCAGCGCACUCAUACAGGAGAGAAGCCGUAUCAGUGCUCACAGUGUGGAAAGAGUUUCACUCAUAAACAUAAUCUCAAGAAACAUCAGCGCAUUCACACAGGAGACAAACCGUUUCAUUGUUCACAGUGUGGAAAGAGUUUUACUCAAAGAGCCGCUCUUCAAGAACAUCAGCGUAUUCACACUGGGGAGAAGCCAUAUUACUGCUCAGAGUGUGGGAAAAGUUUUAGUAAUUUGAGCAAUUUACAUCAACAUCAGCGCAUUCACACUGGAGAGAAGCCAUAUCACUGCUCAGAGUGUGGGAAAAGUUUUAGUAAUUUGAGCAAUUUCCAUCAACAUCAGCGCAUUCACACUGGAUACAAACCGUUUUACUGUUCACAGUGUGGGAAGAGUUUUAAUCAAAGAGCCCCUCUUCUGAAACAUCUGCGUAUUCACACUGGGGAGAAGCCGUAUUACUGCUCAGAGUGUGGGAAGAGUUUUAGUAAUUUGAGGAAUUUCCAACAACACCAGCGCAUUCACACUGGAGAGAAGCCUUAUUACUGCUCCGUGUGUGGAAAUAGUUUUUCUCGAAUCAGCUCUUUUAAUAAGCAUCUACGUACGCAUACUGAAGGAGAGGAAAAAAUAGUGCUGGGAUGAACUAUGUGAAACAUGGUGAGGACAUUGAUGGACUGAUUGACUGACUAAUACAAUGUUGGUCUGAGGUUUGGAUAGUAUGAAUUUAAAUAUGUUCUUUAAUAAUGUUAAUGUAGUAUGCUCUGUCCUCCUCCAGUUCACGGUUUAAAACACCUGGAACAAUUGGAUCUGUGGCAGCUUGCUU